GGAGCCUCAAGAUGGAGCCGAGGCGGCGCGCGCAAAGAGUGCCGGGACGGAAAUGGCGGCGCCGGAGCCGAGACGUGGCUCUCCUCUCCCGGGGCGAUGUGCCUAUUUCGUGGAGAGGAAGAAGCGCUUCUGCAAGAUGAUCCCGGCUCCUGGGAGGCGCUUUUGCGGAGAGCAUGGGCAGCAGGAGCAAGAAAAUGACAGAAAAAGAAUUCCGUGCCCUCUUGAUCCAAAACACACUGUAUAUGAAGACCAACUACAAAAGCAUUUAAAAAAAUGUAAUUCAAGAGAGAAGCCAAAGCCAGUCUACUUUGUUCAAGAUAUUAAUGCAGGUUUAAAAGAUGUAGCAGAAAUACCAGAAAAAACAGUACCUAUUUCUUCUCUGUCCAAAGAAGAGUUGAAGAACUUAAUUAUCAAGGUGAAAAAAGCAAGUAAUGGCCUGGAACUUGACCUUAAGGAACAAAUACUGUCCCACCAGGCUUUACAAGAAGCCUUAAAUGACCCAAAGAAUGGGGAAUCCGCUUUCAAACACUUGAAACAACAGGCUUCUAUUUUAGGUAACAUGGAAAAAUUACAUUUACUUGGUCCAGGAAGAUGCUUUGUUGAGUUUGGAGCUGGGCGGGGAAAGCUGUCUCAUUGGGUUGAUGUUGCCUUACAGAAUGUUGAAAAUGUUCAGUUUUUGCUUGUGGAAAGGGCAACUACAAGAUUCAAGGUGGAUGGAAAACAUAAAAGAAGAGAUUCUGUAUUUGAAAGGCUACAAGUUGAUAUUCAGCAUUUAUGUUUAAAGAAGGUACCUAUUUUGGAGAUGAACAGACUACCAGUAGUAGGAAUUGGGAAGCAUUUGUGUGGUGCUGCGACAGAUCUUGCUUUGAGAUGCUUGGUUGAAAGUUAUACAGCUGCUUGUGAUGGAGAAAAUGAAGAGCCUGCACCAAAACGCUCUAGGACCGACAAGAAAGAGGUGGCUUCUAACAAUUCUGCUGAUAAUGAAAGCAACAAAGAAGACUGUAAGCCUGUAGCUGGAAUUGUUAUUGCACUGUGUUGCCAUCACAAGUGUGACUGGACACAUUAUGUAGGCAGAGAGUUCUUUAAAGCAGUAGGACUUGGACCAGUAGAAUUCCAUUAUUUUACAAGAAUGAGUAGCUGGGCCACUUGUGGCAUGCUAGAAGCCACAACCAAAGCCCCUACAAGUGAAGAAAGUGAAGAUCAAACUAACGACACAGGAGGACAUGAGCAAACAUUCAUCAAGACAGAGGGCGAUUCUGAUACUUUACAAGGAAUACUUACUGUUGAAGAACGAAAGGAGAUAGGUUGCCUUUGUAAACUGUUGAUUGAUCACGGGCGGAUUGAAUAUUUACAACAACGAGGAUACAAGGCUGCACUACAGUAUUAUACAGAGUCUGAUGUGUCCUUGGAGAAUGUCCUGUUGACAGCUGUCCCAAGUCCGUCUUUGAUAACAGCGCCAACUACAUGACAGGAAAUAGAUUUGGAAUUGGUAGGAAAAAAACCUAUAAAACUUAUCUGGAUUUUUUUAAAAGCCAAUCAUUGUUUGCGAAAAAACUGUUUCAGUCUUUCCUGUACCCAGGAAGAGGUCUUAUAUUUCCCAGUUUCACUGGAAGUUACAAAUAUGCAAACCAGUUCUCAUUGACAGAAAAAUAAAAUCCUGACGAAUAUCUGAAACCUGUUGUAUGCCUCUUUGCUAGGAGGAAGUAUACUUGAUAAUAUUCUUCCAUUCACAGUUACGUUAUUUAUUCAUUAGCAUUUAUGACAGGAGAAGGACCAGAAGUACAACUUUCCAGAUUUCCUAAAAAAGAAUGGGUUAAAAUAAGAGAAAUUAACAUGCUUUGUUUUCACUUUAAAGUUCAGAAUAGCUUUAUCUUUCCUCUUAAAUUAUUUAAGUAGGCCUAGGUACUUUCAUCAGACCAUGCUGCUAAGGUAAUCUGUUAAGGAAGAAAACUUAUUUGUAAACUGUCAUUUUGAUAUAUUUUUGCUAAUUUGAUUAUUCAUUCAUGAAAUACUGAUAAGAAAAAAGCUGUCUUAAGCAUUCUAAA
Athene cunicularia (burrowing owl) is the source of this 2045-nucleotide messenger RNA. It is a transcript of the gene TRMT13, whose product is annotated as tRNA methyltransferase 13 homolog. The record is from RefSeq and is a predicted model, not a curated record. The transcript has 11 exons. Lineage: Eukaryota; Metazoa; Chordata; Aves; Strigiformes; Strigidae. Gene Ontology annotation, biological process: tRNA methylation. Bases 53 to 1468 code for a protein of 471 amino acids.